AUGUUAGCUGGAACUAUUGGAUCUGCACAGAUAAUGGUGUUGUCUGGAUUAGGACCCAGAGAGCAUCUUGAAGAGUUAAAGAUUCCAGUGAUUUGUGAUCUUCCAGUGGAAGACAACCUUCGGGAUCACCUGAUGACAUUUCUUAGAGUUCUUAUAGAUCAACCGCUGUCAACGAGUCCCGAAAAGUUAAAUAAAUCGUCUUACCGUACAUCACCCUGCGGCAGUGAAGCUAUUGCCUUUGCCAGGACUCGAGAUGACCUGGAAUAUGGAAACCCUGAUGUGGCAUUCCACAUGCUUGUUAAUUUGUCGGAGAGAAAACAUAUCGAGCGAAUGCUUAGUUUUUACUCCAAGAAACAGCUGAAGACUAAAGUGUUCAGAGAUAUCGGAGCCCGACUGGACACGACGAGGGUCCCGACGUGUAGUCAGUACACCUACGACUCUGACAGGUACUGGCAGUGUUACGUCAGGUCAAUCACUAUCACGGUGUACCACCACACUGGUACCUGCAAGAUGGAGGCGAUCACAGACCCCUCCACUGUGGACAACCCUCAACUCGGACCGAUGGCAGGUCCGGCGUCCAUCCUUGCCGUUGUCAACGUCGCUGUUCUGGCGUUCCUAAUGAGAUCAUACAUCUUUAACAACAGCCACAACGUCGACGAAGAUGACCUGUUAGUUGAGAAGGUGAACGACUCCUAUGACUACAUUGUAGUUGGUUCCGGUUCUGCUCGGUCUGUGAUUGCUGCUCGUCUGUCAGAAGAUCGUGACGUCACAGUCCUCGUUUUGGAAGCUGGGUUGGAUGAUAGAAACGAGGCUAUAUUUGAUAUACCUUCAGAGGCACCGAAAGCUGAGAGAUCGAAAAUCGACUGGGAGUAUUACACCGAACCACAAAAGCAGGCGUGCUGGGCUUUGAAAGAAAGGAGGUCAGACUGGCCUAGAGGUUGAGUGUUGGGUGGAACCAGUCAGAUGAACUAUAUGGCGUAUGUCCGGAGAAACCGGUUUGACUAUGACAGCUGGGCGGCCCAGGGGUGUGACGGGUGGAGCUACAAAGAUGUUCUUCCGUACUUCAAGAAAUCAGAGGACAUGCAGGACGAGGAGCUCGCCAAAUCAGGUUUUGCUGUUUUACAGUCCACAUUGGGAGAUGGUGAACGGUCAAGCACGUCCAAAUCAUUUCUGUGGCCAGCAAGAAAAACACGAACUAAUCUCCAUAUUGCUAUACAAGCUCAUGUAACCAAGGUCAUAAUUAAAAAUAAGAAAGCUGUUGCUGUAGAAUUUGUCAAAAACGACAAAGUUCAAAGAGUGAGAGCCACAAGGGAGAUAAUUCUGUCAGCUGGAACUAUCGGUUCUGCACAAAUAAUGAUGUUAUCUGGAUUAGGACCAAGAAAACAUCUUGAAGAGCUUAAGAUCCCCGUGAUUGCUGAUCUGUCAGUUGGUGACCUUCAGGAUCAUGUGAUGACGUUGCUCAGGGUUCUGAUAGAUCAGCCGUUGUCAACGGGUUACCGCACAACACCAUGUGGGAAUGAGUUCGUUGGUUUUGUCAGAACCAGAAAUGACCUGGAAUAUGGAAACCCCGAUGUGCAGUUUCAAAUGCUCGUCAAUUUGCCAUCCAGAAAAUGUUUCGAAUUGUUAUUUGACACGAAGGUUAGUGACCAUCUAGGAUGGGAGGAAGGAGAAGGGUUUUCUCUUUCUUCUAUAGCGUUGCGACCUAGGAGUGUCGGGACGCUUCGCCUACGGAGCUCGAAUCCGUUUGAAUAUCCAUUAAUGCAACCCAACUACCUCACAGAGACUGAAGACAUGAUGGUUAUAGUAAAAGGAAUAUCUGGUCUGCGUGUAGCUGAUGCCUCCAUUAUGCCCAAAAUUAUUUUUGGAAAUACCAAUGCUCCUUGUAUUAUGAUUGGAGAAAAGGCAGCCGAUCUGAUCAAGGGAAAUAACUUUAUAUGACAAUAAUACGCGUAAUAGGUGAAAUAUUACAAUUCAAAGAUUCCAAAUACAGACGAAGAUGCGAA
Gigantopelta aegis is the source of this 2003-nucleotide messenger RNA. RefSeq names its product glucose dehydrogenase [FAD, quinone]-like. The record is from RefSeq and is a predicted model, not a curated record. Gene Ontology annotation, molecular function: oxidoreductase activity, acting on CH-OH group of donors; flavin adenine dinucleotide binding. Lineage: Eukaryota; Metazoa; Mollusca; Gastropoda; Neomphalida; Peltospiridae.